GCACUGUUAUGCCUCUUUCUGUAAAGCUGCAAAUGGGUUCAUUUUUCAAUAUCAUAUGGGGAAUAUGGGGAAUAAGGCAUCUACAAGCUGGACGUGCAGACUCCUGUACUUUCCAGAUGCUCUAUAAAUCACAUUCAGGAGGAUUGUAGAGAUGUAGUAUAACAUUUGGUUUGUAUUGCUUGCAGCUAUAAGUAUACAAGACCUUAUUGGGAUUUAAGCACUAGACUGUUGUUUUGAGCCUACACCCAAUAGGAUUGGGAUUAUCAUUUGUUGACUAUGCUCAGGAUUUUCAAGCAGAUGAUUCUUUCUGUGAUGAGGUCUAAUCUUUGAUUGCCCAAAGCUAUUAUUGUGUAUAUUCUGCUCAAGGCUUAUGUUUGGAGAAUUUGUGUAUAAACAAAAGCAAUUAUUUUCAUAAGCUUGCAUUGAUCGCAGCUUUUGUAAACAACUGUUUGAAUAAGCUUGGGAUAGGUUUUGGGCUUUUCAUGGUAAACUUGGAGCUACUGCUAUUGAUCUUUUACCACUCUUAAUGAUCUGAUUCCUCCAAUUAACAAUCAAAUCAAUAGCAGUUGCAGUGCCGUGCAUAGUUGGUUCCUCAGAUCCUCCACAACAAUUAGGUGUUAUUUCUCCCUAUAUUCCUCUGGACAAAGAUCUAAUAGCCCCUGCAUAUCCCCUGUUUGAGUUUCUGUACUUUGCUGAGGAUUUUUUUCCAAUAGGGGAUUUCAAUAAGCUUGCCUAGCACUUAGUCCCAUCAGCUCAAUAUCCAACUUGACUGUCAAACUACAAGGCAAACUACUAAAGAAAUCAUGUAUCCUCAAGGAGGUUACAGGAAUUCCUAUCCAGUAUAUGGCAUAGGAGAUAGAAGUCAGACUUCUAGGCAGCCAUCCAGGCUUAGUGCCCCCACUUCUCAGUCUCAGCCUCAGCCUCGACCUCAAUUUCAGCCUCAGCCUCAGCAGCAGCAACAGCAGCUUCCCAAGCCUGAGGCCAGGAAAGAAGAACCCUCUAAGCCCACUCAGCCUGCCAGGGUGCUCUCAAAGCCUGAACCCCAAGUGCCCAAGCAAGCAGAGUCCAAGCCAGACCAACAAAAGGUUACUGCUACAGAGACUAGAAAAGAGUCACCCACACCUGUUCCUCCUCCUCCUGCUACAUCUAUAGUCAAAGUAUCUACUCCCACUCAAUCAUUGAAUAUAUCUGCCUCAGAGAACAAUAAAAGUGAGCAGCUUAGCAUAGUUCCUGCAGAUCAAGGUAAGGCCAUUGUGAAGGCAUCAAGCUCUGAACCAGAUAAAUCUCUUCAGCAAGGAAUCAAGGAAGACAUAACCAAUCUCACUCGCAGGCUGGCCGAGCUCCAGGCACAACACAAGCUCCUCAAUGGAGACCAGAAGGCAAUGCCAGGGCAAUCUGAUUUGGGUGUUCGAGUAAUCACUCUUGCAGGUGAAAACAGGGGAGCCACCAUGGAUUUGGGCUCUGAAUCAAGAAACAAUGCCAUAUAUGACAGCCAGAGGAUGGGUCACAAGGAUAGUACUACGAAUGAGAAGGAUGAAAAUGGAAAAGGAAGCCAUAGUCCUUCCACGGCCACGGCAAGCCCUGUAAAUGCCUAUGUUAAUAGCAAUGUGCAGGGUGCUAAUAAUUCCAUUCUGUAUAACAGCACUUGUGCUCACAGAGACCCGGGUGUGCGUCUUACUCUUUCCAAUACCCCUUUCCAGGCAGCCAAAGAGAUUGGGCCUCCAAAGGAAACUCGUGCAAAACUCAAAGCUGCUGCUAAAGACCCUGCUUGAAGCUUUCCUGCGCCUGGCUGUAGGGCCUUAGGCCACCCCUUAGUAUCACACAUUUUCUGUCCUGUUCCAGAAAUCAAACUAGUCAUUGGUCCCUCUAAUCAAUAAUUCCCAUCUGUGUUCAUGGAUUCUGUAUUUUGUAAUAAAUUUCCACUGGUCCAAAAUGAUUUCUUAAUAUAAUUGCUCUCCUAGAGAUACUUUUUUUUUC
Cryptomeria japonica (Japanese cedar) is the source of this 1977-nucleotide messenger RNA. RefSeq lists its product as uncharacterized. Bases 804 to 1772 code for a protein of 322 amino acids. The transcript has 2 exons. NCBI's taxonomy places the organism in Eukaryota, Viridiplantae, Streptophyta, Pinopsida, Cupressales, Cupressaceae. The record is from RefSeq and is a predicted model, not a curated record.